This is a messenger RNA of Trematomus bernacchii (emerald rockcod), 972 nucleotides long. RefSeq lists its product as uncharacterized. Bases 1 to 972 code for a protein of 323 amino acids. The record is from RefSeq and is a predicted model, not a curated record. The transcript has 3 exons. Lineage: Eukaryota; Metazoa; Chordata; Actinopteri; Perciformes; Nototheniidae.
AUGUACAGGCCCCUCUCUCAUUCCAUCCACCUCCCGCCACCUCCUCCUCCGCACCACACAAGGGGGCUGGUGUCUCUGUCGAGCCCACGGACGAGGAGCUACUGGAGGCCACGCAGGAAACAACACCACCCCCUGCGACCUCCAGCAGGAGUCCAGCCUGCAGAGUCACCAGCUCCCUCCUCGCCACCGCCGCCCGCAGCCACGGCAGCCCCCGGUGCUGCUACUCCCGGACAGGAGGAGCUGCCGGGGCCAGCCUUCCUCCCUCCUCCGCCACAUGAGCUGCUGCCCGAGUCAUGGCGGGCAGCUCUCACUGCAGAGCAGCAGCAGUGGAUCGGUCGGGUGCUGUUCACCAGGGACCAGUGGGGGAGGCCGAGCCUCAUCACAGACUUGAAUCUGUGGUGGAGCCCCCCCCAAUCCCGGCCGAUCUACCACCAGCCUCCCGCGUCCCCCGACCCCUUCUUUGCAUGUCGGCUGUUUCUCUGGAUGCCACACCGGAUCUGGCGUCUGCAGCUGACAUGCCCCCAGCCUUCAUGCACCGGGUCCAUGGUGAAGGCUGGGCUGUACAGGACCAUCCGGAGGGUCCUGGACAUCGACGGCUGGUAUCUCAUGGCCACUGAGUACCUGGAGUGCCGUCGAUGCAAGAAGAAGGUCGGCGGGUGGUCACAGGGCAUCAUCAGGCAGCUGGCCCCCACCUACAGCUGCCAGUUCCCAGCAGUACUUACGUACAAGCUGUCCUGUGACCAUAGGGUGGUUACACAGCUGAAGUCCCGCACUCUGGGCAACAGUGCACUCAGCUGUGCAACACCCUGCGGGAGCAGCACUCGGACGCCUGGAUGCGGAGAGCGAUCCAGUACCCUCGGCGUGUGGCGAGCAGUUCCUGGCCUUGUGCAGCGUGAGGGGGCAGUUUCCACCACCACCCCAAAUGCCCACUCUGCCCUCACCCAUCUGGCUGCUGACAGUCUACGGCUAUGA